Molecule: messenger RNA, 1418 nt
Organism: Geodia barretti
Lineage: Eukaryota; Metazoa; Porifera; Demospongiae; Tetractinellida; Geodiidae
Source: the annotation of a GenBank genome assembly
CGCGAUUCACACAGUGACUGUCACUCACCGUCAUCGUCAUGUAGCGUUGAUCUCUGUUUUCCUCGUGAGCAGUCAGAACAGUGGAGAAGACAUGGACGUAUUCGGCUGCGGCGGAGUUGGGCUCCGCUCGAGGCAGAAUCCGAAAAGGAAACGGUUCAGGGAAGGACCGGACGAGUGUGUCUCUGCCAAGCGACCUCUGACAGAGGAAACAAUGGCUGCGUUCAUGCACCAGCUGAACCUCAGCACGUCGUGUCCCACAGCUCUGCUCCCUCGCCGCUGAGCGUGGCAGGUCCUCUCAAUAUUACAGCUGUCACCACCUGCCCCUCGACUAAUGCCUGCUGCCCUGACGAGCUCAGAACGAGAGGAGUUUCCUCGUCACAGGUCUCUCCCAGCCACGAGGAGAGUCCACUUCCCCACCAUGCCAGAGUCCUCACUCCUCCGGCUAGUUUUGAGACCUCCACCAGACCCGGCAGACAGCAGCCGCGUGGCUCCCCACUCACUGAGGGUCUGGACCUUGCGUCUCCUGCCUCUCAACACCCAGUUCAUAUCAGUGUCACCCCUGCCACGCCCCCCUCCUCUGAGUCCAGUGGAUCGCUGAGUCAGGAAGACUGUGAGCCGAUGGAGCAGAGUUCGCUCCUCCCGCGGUGGGUGGGGCAGCGGAGGGGCGUGGUCCAAGAGGACCUCUCCUCCGACAGCAGUGACAGCGAGAUGUGAGCUGUCACAGAGCACCUGAGCUCUCACCUUUGACCCCUGCAAGGUCUCCUAGGGUGUGGAUAGCUCCUGAGCUAAAAUCCCUGGCUGCCAGUCAGAGACGUAUGCUCUCAGCACCUGUCCUCGAUGAGAUGUGAGCAGAGUUCCUGGAAACAGACAUCUAUUGACUGGUCUGUCUGUGUGUAUGUGUGUGUCAGAGCAAAGGUGGAGUUGGCAGUGGUUCCCUGGGUCAGCAGAGAGCAGUGUCUUGCCAGAGUUCUUGCAAAGUCUUGGGUAAGAACGAUGAGUUUGUAAUUUAAAGGAGUUGAGGAUUAUCACAGCAAAACCUUGAUUUUUACUUAUACUAUAAUAUAGCCCACAAAUUCUGUCUUUUGUAAUACGACUCCCAACCUUUAAGAUUGUGGAAGUCAUACUUGAUCUGUAGGUGAUUUAUAGUGAGACUUGUGUGUUAUGCUGCAGGAAGCUGGCGCAUCUAGCAGUGAAGAGGGGGAGGAGGAGGAGGGGAGAGGGAGGAAGGAUUGGGACAGCUCAAUGUUCUCUGACUGAAACGUCAUUCUCACAACUCAUGUUCACCUCUCACCUGCUGCUUAUAGAUAAUCCCUCUCAGCUGAAGAACAUUAUCUUCUUCAAUCCUCUGUGGAUUUCUGUAUAAUAUAACGUGUUCGACAGGCAGCUGGCUGGGCGCUGUUUCAGACCAGUGAUAACUU